Messenger RNA from Camelina sativa (false flax), 2118 nucleotides. The record is from RefSeq and is a predicted model, not a curated record. Lineage: Eukaryota; Viridiplantae; Streptophyta; Magnoliopsida; Brassicales; Brassicaceae.
UUGAAGAAUGGGAACAAUCUCAAUUUCUCCAUUGAUGAUGAGAAUGUUCGUUUACUGGAAUGAGAACAAUCAAUCUCUUUCCUUCUCUUUCUCUCAAAUCCUAUUCGUCUCCUAUCUGCUUCACGCUGAACAGGCUCGCCAUGGUUGUUUACACUCGGGAGUUACAAACAGAGGCGUCUCAGUCUUCGUCUAGUGGCGGUCCUAUGUUUUCCGGCAACGCAACCACGAUCCUACGCCGGAUGCUUGCCGAGAGGAGGAUUAGCAGCUUUCAGGUGGAGAGUCAGAGAAAGAAAGAGAAGCUGGAUAAGACAUUAAAGGGUCUGUGUGUUACUGGGAGGUUGAAAGAUGCUGUUGGGUUAUUGUGGCGUAGCGGGUGGUUGCAAGUCCAGCCUGAGACUUACGCUGUGUUGUUGCAGGAAUGUAAACAAAGGAAGGAAUAUGGUAAAGGGAAAAGGAUACAUGCUCAGAUGGUUGUUGUAGGAUUUGCUCCCAAUGAGUAUUUGAAAGUCAAGUUGUUGAUUCUGUACGCCUUAUCAGGGGAUCUUCAAACCGCUGGGAUUCUCUUUCGUUGUUUGCUAUGUAAGGGGGAUUUGAUUCCCUGGAACGCAAUGAUAUCUGGGUAUGUGCAAAAGCGUAUGGAGCAAGAAGGGCUUUAUAUUUACUAUGAUAUGAGACACAACAGAAUAGUUCCGGACCAGUAUACCUUUGCUUCAGUGUUUAGAGCUUGUUCUGCGUUAGCAUCCCUGGAACACGGAAUGAGAGCCCACGCUGUGAUGAUUAAGUGCCAUCAUAUCAAGUCCAACAUUAUAGUGGAUAGUGCCCUUGUUGAUAUGUACUUCAAAUGCAGCAGUUUCUCUGAUGGCCACAAAUUAUUUGAUCAGUUGUCCACCAGAAACGUUGUUACCUGGACCUCAUUGAUGUCUGGGUAUGGAUAUCAUGGAAAAGUCUCAGAGGUGUUAAAAUGCUUUGAUAAGAUGAAGGAAGAAGGUUGUAGACCAAAUCCUGUUACGUUUUUGGUGGUUCUCACUGCGUGUAACCAUGGAGGUUUUGUUGAUAAAGCUUGGGAGCAUUUCAGUUCUAUGAAGAGAGAUUACGAGAUUGAACCUGAGGGACAACACUACGCAGCUAUGGUUGAUACAUUAGGGCGUGCUGGUAGGCUACAAGAAGCAUACGAAUUUGUUAUGAAGUCACCGUGCAAGGAGCACGCUCCAGUAUGGGGUUCGUUACUUGGGGCUUGCAGGAUUCAUGGGAAUGUGAAACUGCUAGAAGUGGCAGCUACAAAGUUUUUGGAGUUGGAUCCAACAAAUGGGGGGAAUUACGUAGUGUUUGCCAAUGGAUAUGCGAGUUGCGGAUUCCUGGACGCUGCCUCAAAGGUUCGACGGAGAAUGGAGAAUGCAGGAGUUAAAAAAGAUCCCGGGUAUAGCCAGAUCGAAUUACAAGGGGAAGUUCAUAGAUUCAUGAAGGAUGAUACGUCUCACAGACUCUCUGUAAAGAUAUAUGAGAAGGUGCAUGAGAUGACUUCAUAUUUUAUGGAUGUUGACUGCUAUUCAGACGACUUAGACGCUAGCUGUCCUAUUUGAUGGACUGAUAUCUCGUCUUGCAUUGUUUGACCCAAAACAACCUGCAAUUAGCUAAAAGAAUUCUGAAUCCAAAGAUGUUGUUGGAGUUUCCAAACUACUAUGAGUCUAUGAAUGUAGUUGUACGGUACGAGUACGACCUAUGUUUGGUUUGAUUCACCGGUCUACGUUCUUUUGAAAGGUAUGAAAAGUAUGAUCUUCUAAUGUCUCGUAAAAAAGUACAAUACGUGUUGAUAUGGAUAGCUUAUACUCAACUACAACAACGGUAUUGGUAGCUUUGGACCGAAAUGGUAGACCGAAAUGGCUUAUACUCAACUACAACAAUGGUAGAUCGAAAUGGCUCUUUGUUAGCGUCAUUCAAUAAGAAUCAUAAGCCAGCUGGAAGAAGACCAUUUUUAGGAGUUUGGUUUUGAGCAGAUGACAGAAGCUUUCUAAGUAGAUUUCGAGAUAGUCUUGUAAUNUUUUUUUUUUUUUUUUUUUUUUUUGUCGUCUAGUCUUGUAAUUCAUUUUAAAAUAUGUAUUUCGAGAUAGUCUUGUAAUU